This is a messenger RNA of Zea mays, 1956 nucleotides long. RefSeq lists its product as uncharacterized. NCBI's taxonomy places the organism in Eukaryota, Viridiplantae, Streptophyta, Magnoliopsida, Poales, Poaceae. The transcript has 5 exons. Bases 152 to 1717 code for a protein of 521 amino acids. The record is from RefSeq and is marked validated. Gene Ontology annotation, molecular function: metal ion binding; phosphatidylinositol binding.
CUCUCCACAUCCAUCCCCUCCAACGCCAAUCAACUCCGUCCUAAACUACACAAUCCGCGGCAACAGAAAAAGGCGACACCAGAAACAGAAGCAAGAUUCCCUCCGCUUGAUCGCCCUGUGAAUCGACCCGACUGAGUGGCUCCAUCGCCCGAUGGACCCGCCGCGGCCCGCGGCCGGCCGCUCCGGCGGGGUCGGCACUGGUGACUCGCCGGUGAGUUGGGACGACGACGACGAUGACUGCAGCGGCGGCGGCGGCCGCGUCGAAGGCUUGGCGGGACUCCACAUAUUUGACCAAGAGGCAGACGAGCCACCAGCCAAAAACAGCAUGGCCAACAGACUUGAUACUAACUGCAUUCCAGUUGCUAACGGAUGCAACACUGGAACCUCCGUAGAGAAGGAACCUGUAAACGGCAUUGACCCACCUCAUGAGCAUACUGGCAUCUGGGUCCCUGUUUCUGUCCCGCCAAUGACAGCGCAAGACCGCGAGGAGUGGCACAGGGGGUUUAGUUGCAAUGGCAGGAACUUCCCAGAAGAAGAGUUCAGCUGGGAGCUGGAUGAAGAGAACAAUGAGAUGACAAUGUGGGAUGUGUUUGCUGAUAUGGUUGUUGCGGCAAAAGAUAAGGUGGUAUCUUCUGCAACAUAUGAUUUUGGGAGAUAUGGGAUGUCGGUGGUGUCCAACUUUUUUCUCCAAGAGGCUUGGAACGAUAUGGCACAAACACUUGCGGAUGCAAACACUGGUAUUGUGAACGAGCUUCUUGACACAGAGCCAACUAAGUGGUUGCCUGACAGUGCUGCUACCUCUUGCAUGCUCUGCGGCGUGCGAUUUCAUCCAAUAAUGUGCUCUCGCCAUCAUUGUCGUUUCUGUGGUGGAGUAUUCUGUAAUGGUUGUUCAAAGGGUAGAAGCUUGAUGCCUCCAAAAUUUAGGACUGCAGAACCUCAGAGGGUUUGUGAUGUCUGCGGAGUACGUCUAGAGAGUAUCCAACCUCAACUGAUGAAUCAGAUCAGUCGGGCCACACAACUUCCUACUCGAGAUGUCACAGACCUGAGUACCUUGAGGUCAUGGCUGAACUUCCCUUGGGCACACACAAUGGAAUAUGAAAUAUACAAGGCCACGAAUUCUUUACGUAAUUACUAUAAGGUGGGAAGACUGAAACCAGAGAAGGCUAUCCCUGAUACUAUUCUUAGACAAGCAAAAGGUCUUGCUAUUGUUACUGUGGUGAAGGUUGGGAUGAUGGUUACAUACAAACUUGGCACUGGGCUAGUUAUUGCUCGAAGGGUGGAUGACUCCUGGUCACCACCUUCAGCAAUCUCCACCUGCGGUAUUGGAUAUGGAGCUCAGGCUGGAGGUGAGAUAGCUGAUUUUAUCAUUGUUCUGAGGAACACGGAUGCCAUCAGAACAUUCAGUGGGAAGGCACAUCUGUCUGUUGGUGCUGGUGUUAGUGCUUCUGCUGGCCAUGUUGGACGUGCAGCUGAGGCUGACUUCCGUGCUGGUGACGGUGGUUAUGCUGCAUGUUAUACAUACAGCUGUAGCAAAGGUGCCUUCGUGGGCUGUGCGUUGAAUGGCAGCAUAGUAUCAACUCGAGAUACUGAGAACGCUCGAUUUUACGGAGGUCCUGUCAAGGCAUCUGAUAUCCUUCUAGGAUCAAUGGCGAAGCCGCCCGCAGCCUCUCCUCUGUACAAAGCUCUGUCAGAAUUGUUCGACAAGAUUGGGAAAUAAUCCUCUUUCUUGCAUACCUUGCCUCACCUUGUAAAUACAUUCGAAUUUGCGUAGUGAAUUGGUUGGAAGCAAUUGCAUAACUGUACAGUAAGGCCAUUCUUCGACACAUGAGAAGGCUCCCUGCCUUCACCAGUGUUUAGUGGAUACCAGCAACAAAACCACUUUGUACAUACUCUACAUUGGAUUGACAGUCGUAUCAAGAUGUGAAAAAAGGUCUGACGAAUAUGAUUAUUGAUUCG